Messenger RNA from Mya arenaria, 2109 nucleotides. RefSeq lists its product as uncharacterized. The record is from RefSeq and is a predicted model, not a curated record. The coding region runs from base 157 to 1776 and encodes 539 amino acids. NCBI's taxonomy places the organism in Eukaryota, Metazoa, Mollusca, Bivalvia, Myida, Myidae. The transcript has 9 exons.
CCUUGGCUGAAGCUCGAAAUAGCUGCUUAUAAAAGAUCGAUGCUAUAACCCAGCUAUCAGAAACGCGGACGACUGCUUGCUUCAACAUCUGGAAAGAGUGCAAAAGGUUGAACUGGAUAAAGUUUAAACGUAGUAAUUACUUCAGUUUUGAUCAGAAUGCUAUCGUUCCGUCUAUACGCUGGUAUUGUGAUGUUCACGCUAACGAGCUGCGUGGCUGACAGGAUAGGACGAUUGGAGCGUCAAAUGAGACUAGUGAAAUCUUUUCAGUCCCAUGUGGAUUUGAGAUUGGACACAAUUGAAGGAGAAUUUGGGUCAUUAACUGAUAGAGUUUCAAAACUUGAAUUACUUGUUAACACGUCCGAAAACAAUAGUUGGCAAACUAACAGUAACGGGUCGGGGACUGGGCAUACUUUAGAUACAGCAUAUACAAAACCGGAAAUUACCGACAUCAAAAAUACGCUCACUGAGUUUAAACGUUCUUUCGCAAAACAAAAAAAAGAAUUGCUUGAUGUAAACUAUAAUGUCAAAGACACGUUUUCUGUAUUUCUAACAAAUGCAUCCUCAACAGUAAACACGUUAGUAAAUAUUGUUAGCGACCAUGUACAUAACAGCGCUGAGAACGUAUCAGCUGCUUUAGUAAAGGUUAAUAAUACAUUGGUUGAAAGUGGGCGGUUAUUGCGCUCUGAUAUAAUAACAUAUUUGGGCAAUAUCAGCUCUGAAGUAAAAAUUGACAUGGUCAUUCGCUUUGAAAAACAAAAACAAGAAAUCAAUAAAAAAUCUUUAGAUUUAACUUCUAAAGUUCUAGACCAUAUCGCGAAUGGAACAGAAAGUCUUAACAUUUUUAAAAGAAAUAUACUUCAAGACGCAUAUGAAACACGGGCUAAUGUUCAAAAUGAAACAAUGAAGAUGGAAAAGAAGGUUGACGAGCUCAUAGGCAAAGCAAAUGAAGUUGUUGGAAUUAUUGAUGAACAGAGAUCUACAAUAGAAGACAGAAUUAUGGUCACCAUCAGGACGCUUCACAGUUCCUGGAAGGACUGGUCUGCAUGGUCCGACUGUUCUCAGUCAUGUGGCAGGGGCAGCAGAAGUAGACAUAGGAACUGUGAUGUAACUCCGCCUUUUACUGAUGGCACCUGCAUUGGAAAUGAUACGGAUACAGAGGAAUGCGUCAUUCACGGGUUUUGUCCAUAUUGGAGUGAAUGGUCGCCGUGGUCUCAAUGUUCCCAAACAUGCAACAAUGGAACAAUAACGAGAGACAGAACAUGCAAUGCCCCUGAUUCUAUCACCUCAACUUGCCCAGGAAAAAGAACUGAAAGUCAGACAUGCCUGACGUCAGCCGAAUGUCCAUCACGGUUAAUUUCCCAAUGGGUUAAACGUGUCUUCGACGUGUCAUACGGAAGGGAUGCAAGCCAGAUAGUGGGUGAACCAGACGUAUAUCCGGCAUACCAGUAUAGUUCAAAUGCAUGGAAACCACGCUAUUGGGAUAGGAAUGCGUUUAUUGAGGUAAGCUUUGAGACCAAGGUAAACGUUACUUCGAUUGAAAUCUACGAAACGUAUGACGGAGGUCAUGUAACAGGAAUUAAAUGCUAUCAAGAAGGCGCCUACCACUCUCUAUACGUUGGCAGAGCGAAUCUCCAGCACGUGGCAAGGAUCUUUUCACCAAGCUUGACGGCAUCGUGUGUUUCCGAUCGGCUACGGAUUGAAAUGACGCCCUGGCUUGUAAAUACGCAAAUAGAUGCAAUGCGACUGAAUGGAACUAUUUUAACCAUAGUCAAAUAAUUAAACGACCUCAUCAAGGUCAUCACGACUUUAGUCGCAAUAUUAGUUAAGAUGUGGUUUACUGCCUCAGUCAGCAUCAAGUUAUACAUAGAAAUGUUGUUUUUGAUUUCCUUUAGUGCGCUAUUUGUUCAAGAAGCAACCAGUUCAGCAUAUAUUAAUAAGGGUGUUUUAACUGUCAAUGAACAAAUGAUCACUAUUUGUAUUUUGUUGAACUGAUAUGUUCUGUUAAUUGUAUUUAUUACAGGACUAUAAAAGGACAUAUUUGACAAAUUGAUACACUUCCGUAAACUUAAAUUAUUCAAUGCAUAAGAAAAUAAAAGUUGUUUAAAACUU